AUGCCGUCAGGCGCGCUGGAGAAUCGGGCAAGAGGCGGAGGCGCCGCCGCGGCUCCUUUUCGCCGCCCCGACCACACGCACAGCGCCCCCGCCGUCGCUGCCCGCGCUGCAUUUCACCGUGAACGCGCGAGUGGCCUCUGCCGGGGCGGCAGCGCAGUUCGGCUGGGGUUCGUGCGCUUUGCGCAGGUGCAGCCCGCCCCACCGAAACUGCGCCCACCCACGGCGGCAUCCAUCUCUUCUCCCGGCCCCCUGCGCACUUCCUCCGACCCCCACCGGCGGCGAGGCGCCGACGUAACCUCUUGCCACCGUCCGGGCACGAGAACUGCGCGGGCGCCUGAGUCCUCGUCUUCGCCCCGCGCUCCGUCCCCGCAGAGGGAGGCGCGGCAGCGGGGCCGCCGGGGCCAUCGAGCUGAGCCUUCGGCCCACAACGGCUGGGGCGAAGCAAGAAAAGAAAGAGAGAUGAAUAGUAAAGGAUGA
Trypanosoma conorhini is the source of this 477-nucleotide messenger RNA. RefSeq lists its product as uncharacterized. The transcript has a single exon. Lineage: Eukaryota; Euglenozoa; Kinetoplastea; Trypanosomatida; Trypanosomatidae. Bases 1 to 477 code for a protein of 158 amino acids. The record is from RefSeq and is a predicted model, not a curated record.